UGUUAUUUCCUGGUGUAUAUAAGGUGUGUAGUGGUUCCUAGUGUCGGUGCAAGCAUCAUUCAUCUCUCGCCAUGAUCUCCUUUGUCGGUCUCGUUGUGUUAAUCUGCGCGGUCGCUAUCAACGCCGAUCCGCAAUGCAAUGUCGUGAUAAAAGGUGACAUAACAACCAGCGUCCACUUUAACUUGGAACCAGUUUAUUUGCAACCGUCUGUCCGCGACUACAAAGUCACUAUUCCGCAUCUUGCACAGUGCACAAACGGAGAAUCUGGUGUUAAAGCAAUAAUCUGCGAUGAAGAUGUGGCACCCGAGGGCAAACUUUUAGACUUGUACACUUUAAUCGUAAAUCGUCGUGGUAAUCUGCAAUCUGUUGGUACUGUUUUAAUUACAGUAUAUUGUAUUUAGACCGCGGUCAUACAGCCCUUGACAAUCUUUCUAUUUUACUAUGUAAAAACACGAUUCGCUAUCAACAGCUGACGUUUGUACUAAUUUAAUUUGUUCACCUAAAUUAAACACUGCUAUUAACUCUUUUGAAUUGUCGAGUUCUAUAAAAUUUAUUUCGUUUCAA
Messenger RNA from Spodoptera frugiperda (fall armyworm), 564 nucleotides. RefSeq lists its product as uncharacterized. The coding region runs from base 72 to 401 and encodes 109 amino acids. NCBI's taxonomy places the organism in Eukaryota, Metazoa, Arthropoda, Insecta, Lepidoptera, Noctuidae. The transcript is spliced from 3 exons. The record is from RefSeq and is a predicted model, not a curated record.